Molecule: messenger RNA, 1567 nt
Organism: Amaranthus tricolor (Joseph's coat)
Lineage: Eukaryota; Viridiplantae; Streptophyta; Magnoliopsida; Caryophyllales; Amaranthaceae
Product: zinc finger protein WIP2-like
Exons: 2
Coding region: 162-1418 (418 amino acids)
Biological process (GO): regulation of gene expression; anatomical structure development
Cellular component (GO): nucleus
Molecular function (GO): DNA-binding transcription factor activity
Source: RefSeq, a predicted model, not a curated record
ACCCACUCUUCUCCACCGCCCACUCCUCCCUUCUUCUCUUCAGUCAUUUCUCUCCCUUUUUCAAUCCACCAUUUAUAAAAGCAUAAUUUAGUAGCAACUCACAAAUUCCUCACCUUUCCAUAUUAACAAUUUUUUAUUUUUUCCCUUUUUCUUUAAUCAUCAUGAAUAAUGAUCCUUACUCAAAUUUCUACAUUAAAUGGCCUAAAUUCAACUCUUUGCCCCAUUUUUCUUCGUCUUCUUCAACAAUAAUCCCUCAUAAUAAUUACCCUCCUUCAUCUUCAUCUUCUUCGAGUUUUUCACCACCUUCAUCGUCAUACCCGAUAUAUCUCGCUCAUAACACCCAUGAUCAAAAUCUGGGCAGAGAUAGAAAACGACAAACCAUACCCAGUUCUUCAAAUUUUUACUAUAAUAAUUAUAAUCAUUCAAAUAUUAAUAUUAAAAAUAAUAAUUUUCAUCAACAAAUACUAACCCCACCUCCUUCCCCUCCUCUAAAAGAAGCCCUUCCUUUACUAAGCCUAUGCCCUUCAAAUAUGGAGAUUGAUAAUAAUAAUAAUAAUAAUUCUAAUAUUAUCAAUCAAAAUAAUGAAAAUAAUAACAUCCCUAAUGUUGGAAAUAUUAUGAGUUGUAGUUUAGAAGAAGAAGAUGAAGAAACAGUUACAGUUGCUUUACAUAUAGGGUUACCAAACCCUAAUGCUAAUUAUCUUAAUUCUGAGAUUAGGGAAGAUGAUAAUUGUGAUGAUAGUGCUAAUAAUAGUGAUUAUAAUAAUAUUAGUAUAGACGGAGAUACUAAUGAUAUUGGUAACGAAAAUGAAAAGGAAAAGGAAGAAUUUGGGCAUCCAUUAAUGAGCAGAUUGAAUAAAGGGCAAUAUUGGAUCCCAACUCCUACCCAGAUUUUGAUCGGUCCCACUCAAUUUUCUUGUCCUGUUUGUUAUAAAACCUUCAAUCGUUACAAUAACAUGCAGAUGCAUAUGUGGGGGCAUGGAUCACAAUAUAGGAAAGGGCCAGAAUCAUUAAGAGGCAUACAACCAACAGGAAUGUUAAGGCUACCAUGUUAUUGUUGUGCACCAGGGUGUAAGAACAACAUAGAUCACCCAAGAGCCAAACCUCUCAAAGAUUUUAGAACCUUGCAAACUCAUUACAAGAGAAAGCAUGGAAUUAAGCCCUUCAUGUGUAGGAAAUGUGGCAAAGCCUUUGCGGUUCGAGGCGAUUGGAGAACUCAUGAGAAGAAUUGUGGUAAGCUUUGGUAUUGUAUUUGUGGCUCUGAUUUUAAGCAUAAAAGAUCUUUAAAGGAUCAUAUUAAGGCUUUUGGGCAUGGUCAUGGUGCUUAUGGAGUUCAUGGGUUUGAAGAAGAAGAUGAAGUUGCUUCUGAAAUUGAACAUGAUCAUGAAGAUAAUCAACAUGUAUUAGUCAAGGAAUGAUUUAAUUAUCAUAUAAGAGUGUUUUAAUUUGCUUUUUCAUUUCACUUGAUUAAUGUAUAUGUAGAUUAAUUUGGGUAAUCAAUUAUGUUGGCUAAAAAUUAAAGAUUGGGAUACAUAAAAAUAUAUAUAGAAGUACUUCUUAAGAUGAU